UCCCCGGGCUCUCCUGCUGGCUGGGUCGCGCUCCAUCUUGAGUAGUUUCUAUUCAAGCCCGUGUACGGUGUGGUCCGAGAGUGUUUUCGUUUUUUAAAGUGCGAUUUUAACCCGAUGUUUUCAUUUUGAAGUGCCGAAAAACUGAAAUCAGAAAUGUCUUCGAAUAACACCGCGAAACAAUCGACCACCCAACGUAUGAUACAAGCCGUGCCGUUCCCGCCGAGCCAUAAGUUGACCGUGGCCGAGGUGUUCGACCCGAAGACCGGCAAACCGAAACCCGAAGUCCUGAAGCAACAUUUCAUUUUGGAAGGGCGCAUCGAUGAGACCGCCGCCCUGCGCAUCAUCAACGACGGGGCGCAGCUCCUGCGCGCCGAAAAGACCAUGAUCGACAUCGAGGCUCCGGUCACAGUAUGUGGCGAUAUACACGGUCAGUUUUAUGACCUUAUGAAAUUAUUCGAAGUUGGCGGCCCGCCCGCCAGUACAAAGUACCUUUUUCUUGGUGAUUACGUUGAUAGAGGAUAUUUUAGUAUAGAGUGCGUAUUGUACCUGUGGGCAUUAAAGCUGUGUUACCCGACCACAUUAUACCUUCUUAGAGGGAACCACGAAUGCCGGCAUUUAACGGAAUAUUUCACUUUUAAACAGGAAUGUAAAAUAAAAUAUUCGGAACGUGUAUACGACGCCUGCAUGGAGGCGUUCGACUGUUUACCGCUCGCGGCGCUCAUGAACCAACAGUUCCUCUGUGUACACGGCGGCUUAUCACCGGAAAUACACAACUUAGACGAUAUACGAAAGUUAGAUCGAUUUAAAGAGCCGCCCGCAUUCGGACCGAUGUGCGAUCUCCUCUGGUCGGAUCCCCUCGAGGAUUUCGGAAACGAGAACAACGCGGAACAUUUUUCACACAACUCCGUUAGGGGCUGCUCAUAUUUCUACAGCUAUGCUGCCUGUUGUGACUUCCUACAAAACAAUAAUCUCCUUUCAAUAAUUAGAGCGCACGAAGCCCAAGAUGCUGGAUAUAGAAUGUACAGAAAAAGUCAAACGACUGGCUUCCCUUCCUUAAUCACGAUAUUCUCAGCGCCCAAUUAUUUGGAUGUUUAUAAUAAUAAGGCGGCCGUGCUAAAAUACGAGAACAACGUGAUGAACAUCCGCCAGUUCAACUAUUCGCAGCAUCCCUACUGGUUGCCGAAUUUCAUGGACGUGUUCACGUGGUCCCUUCCAUUCGUCGGCGAAAAAGUCACCGAGAUGCUCGUCAACGUGCUCAACAUUUGCUCCGAUGACGAGCUCGUCUCCGACGGGGAUGACGCCCUCGAAGAAGCCCUAAAAGAACCGAAACAGGCUAAAAUAGUUUAUAAAAAACCUGCAGCUAACUUAAGGAAAGAAGUGAUACGGAAUAAGAUCAGAGCCAUUGGGAAAAUGGCUCGAGUAUUCUCUGUAUUAAGGGAGGAAAGCGAAUCUGUACUCCAACUGAAGGGUCUCACGCCGACUGGAGCGUUACCCCUGGGAGCCUUAUCCGGCGGCAAAACCAGCCUCAAAAACGCUCUACAAGGGUUCUCGCCGAAUCACAAGAUCACCAGUUUCGCGGAGGCGAAGGGCCUGGACGCCAUAAACGAGCGCAUGCCGCCCCGUAAGGACGCGCCGCCCUCACCGGCGGGCGAGGAUCCGACCGGCGGCACAGCGACCACCCCGACGCACCAAUCGAACCACACGACGACGUCACCGGCGGCGGCGGCGACGACGACGACGUCGGCGCAGCAGCAGGCGAACGCGCACUCGUGAGCUGCUGCGGCUGCGCGGUCGGAAGCCUAGGGACCGGCUACGGCAGCGGCGGCGGCGACGGCCUCCCCCCUUUCCUUCUUAUUAUUAUUAUUAUUACAGAUCGGGCCAAGUAUUUGCUGCUGCAGGGAUUGGCGUGAAAACCCGGACGAUCAUCUUUUUGCGCCCCUCCACCGGUCCCUAAACGUCAUCGUCGUCACCAACUCGAUAAGUCGUCACGGAGGCAAGUCGUGUGAUCGAUCAUCAUCACCACGUCACCCUCGCGGAGCGCUGACAGGUCCGGGACCAAACGGAAGCAACCCCGUGCGUCCCUCCCUUUUUUCCGAGUGCACCUUGUUUUACUAUAAUACCGUCUCGCUCUUACACACUGUGCUCUACUGUACUGUUGUCCUUAUUGGGGCCUCCCCCCUUCGAUAUGACUUUUCUGCUCUUUUACUAAAAUUUUAUUAAUUUCCCGGUCAUAUUAAUAUAGUCUUUUGAUUUGACAAGACUGUUUAAUAAUGAUGUCGUUAAUGUUAUAUUUGUGGUCUUAAUAGUGACGUUUAUCAAAUUAUACAAGGUGUCUACUAUAAAAACCGUCAAACCUUAAGAGGUGAUUAAACAAGGCAUUUGCAACAAAAAAGUCGUAUAACAUUUGCACACACGCGAGUUCUUCUGGUAUUUAAAAAAUUUUAAUUUUAUCAAAUUUCUUUGUUUUUUUUUUCAUAUAAACAAGAAUAUCUCCGUUAUUCUUACCACCACAUAAAAUUUAGAUAUACCAUCUGAAAGAGAAUUAAAUUUGCUAUAAGAUGGGUAUAUUUAAGUUUUUGAGUAAUUUUUUAUACCGGGUGUUAUCAAAAGUUAAAUGUAACAUUUGGGAAAUGUGCAAAAUUAGUGGCAAAAUCUUCUUCGUUGUCGUUGUUUUAAAAUUUGGUAAAGAGUUUCCAGCAUGACGGAAAUGUGCAUGUCUUUAAGGCCAAAUUAAAAAGAUAUUUAAGAGGCUCAGUGAAAACAGCACUACAAUAUUUUAGUAGAAAACAGGGAAUAAGAUCAUGGCCCGAACUAGACUUACUCUUCAUAUUUUUCAAAGUUUGCUCAAUUUCCAACUCAGAAAUAUCAUCUAUAUGCACGCAGAGAUUUGAAACUACAUGGUUAUCAUUUGGAUUGAAUAACAGAUGGUCAGUUUCAUCAUUGUUUGUAGAGGUAUAAUCACUUUGGAAAUAGGACGCAAAUGCAUUUACUAUGUGAUUCAGUUCCUCACUGCGUUAUAGCCAUGCAUUCUACCUGGUAUUCUUGAACAACCCUUCUUUGUCUGUAUAUAUGACCAGAAUAAAGCAGGAUUAGUAGAUAUACUUUUUUGAAUUUCAUUUAUAUAAGAUGCAUAACAAGUAUUUAUCUGUGAUUUAACAACAGUUCUAAAUCUUUUAAAUUCAGUAAAGCGGUAGUUACUACCUGAAUUUUUAAAUGCCUUGUGAUAUUUUGGCUUUAAGUUUUAUAUUGUGUUUAAUUUCAGUAGAAUACCAGGAUGAAAACCACCUCUUCUUUUUAUUAAUUUUAAAUAAAUGAACAUGCAAAUCAAGCAGUUGGUAAAGCCUAUCAUAAAAUAGUUGACAGGCCAAAUUAAUGUUAUUUUAAUUAUUUAGAAAUGACCAGUCUACAUUAUACAAAGACCUGGAAAAUCAGCUCUCUUAAAGUUAUAUGACUUACAUAAAUUAUUUGUUGUAAAAUUGGAUAGUUUAGCUACUUGCCAAUUAAAAGAUAUUGAAAGUGCGGGAUGAUAAUUAUCCUCAACCAACAAAGGUGGAGUGUCAUGAGAUACAAUCCCGGAUAUGUUUGUGAAUAUGGGAUCCAACUUACGAUUAUUUAUGUUUAAUAUUGAAUUGAGCUGCGACCUGUGAGGUCUGCAAAAUAUUUUAGGUUAUGAGCUUUACUGUCAGGUCGUUCAGAUUCAUAGAUAUCGCGAUAUGUAAUUUGUUUACGGCUUCUUUAGUGGAAAUUUGUGGAGUUGUAAUAGGGAUAGAUCUACAAGUACUCACCGCAAAAGAUCAAGAAAUAUAAAAUUUGAAAAUUUUCAAUUUUUGUGGUUUUCCUUCUUUUGCCCGUGAUAUUGCUGUGAAAACAAAUAGCUAUCACAAAAGUAAUUAUAUCAUUGGAAAGCAUUUAUAAAUGCAGUAGUUUUUUCUGAAAAAAAAACAUGUCUCUAUUUACCAAAUUGUAGAAAAACGACAACGAAGAAGAUACCACUAAUUUUGCACAUUUCCCAAAUGUUACAUUUAACUUCUGAUAACACCCGGUAUAAAAAUUACUUAAAAACUUAAAUAUACCCAUCUUAUAGCAAAUUUAAUUCUCUUUCAGAUGGUAUAUCUAAAUUUUAUGUCGUGGUAAGAAUAACGGAGAUAUUCUUGUUCUUGAUAAAAUCAAAUAAUGUUAAAUACCAGAAGAACUAACAACUUUUCGAAAAAAUGUUAUACGAAUUUUUUGUUGCAAAUGACUUGUUUAAUCACCUCUUAAAGUUUGUUUUUAUAGUAGACACCCUGUAUAGAUGGAAGUAGGACAACGGCACACACACAAACAUAAUGUUUAUUCGAAUACAAAACAGUCGUGGCUUAUCAGGACUGUCCCUUAAAACAACAUUCCAUUGCAAAAACAACCCUUAUUCUCUCGACGCCUUCUCGAUUCUACUAAGAAGAAAAAAACAAAAAAAAUUAUAACCAUGAACUCGUUAGUAGAAUCUGUAGAAUAUAAAUGUAACUUCGUAAAGAGUUUAAAAUAAAAUAAAAACAUACAUAUAUAUAUAAAUAGGUCUAGGAAUCGUACUAAUUGCUUGCAAUAUUUUUGGAAAACUACUACAGAUAUUUUUGUAAUCGGUUUUUCGGAUACGACAGAUCUGCGAUUCUGUUCCCUUGUAUUGUCAAUGACACGUUUUUGCUUAAUCGCAGCCUCUCCUGUUUUUUUUGUGAUGACAUUCGGUUCGCUUUAAAAGUAGUUUUUCAAAAUUUGUUUGAAGCAAUAAUUAACGUGAAAUCGGUGUUAAGAUGGACUCUGCUCUUCUACCCUGAUGAUGAUGAUGAUGAUGAUACAUUUUUAUUAACAAACUGUAGCCGUGUAGUAACUAAAUUGAAUAAGCCUUCACCUAAUCGUUAGGUAAACCUAGUUCCAUUGUUAUUUUUUAAAUAACGGUAGAAACCAAUAUUUGCGACUGUCUUGACUUUUGUUGUUUAUAUAUCACGUCUUUCAAAGUUGUAUAUAAAUGCAAUUUCUUCCCUAUGACUAUUAUAGUUAGACAUUUACUUACUCUUUACAUUUUAUAUAAGAUAUUGUAAUAAUAGCGAUAAUAUUAAAUUAAAAAGAACACGUUGAAAUUACUUUAAACUAUAAAACGUGUUCCUACGUUGGAUAUACUUUAAUAAAUUAAAGCAUACUUUUUCGGUAAAGAUAUUUAAUUUGGCAACUCUGGAUAGGUCAAUUUUUGACACCUUUCAAAUCAAUUUUCAUCAGUUUAAAAUGUUCUUCGAUUAUGUUGUUUUUCAAGAAGGCUUAGAAAGAAAGCCGACUUGACUGUUGAUUGUCGUAGUCGCGGCACCCUAGAGUAAAUUUGUUUUGCACAUUUAUUAUUUAAGUGUCAAGACAUGCCAGACUAAUAAUUCCACGCAAAAAUUUCUAUUGGCUGUAAUUUCCAGUAAAACCAGACGUCAUUACUAAUAACCAAAUAUAGAAUUUCGUCCAGUGUACUAUCAGUAUGUAAAGCUCUUAGCUCAAAGUGGCCUUCUUAACUUAGAAGAAAUAAAGCUUACUUGAGUAUGGGUUGUCAUUAAGUAAUUUAAAAUACUUUAUUAUAUGUCAUUAUUGGCUAUUUUAAUUUUCAAAGUCCUUUACUGUUUACAUAGUCAAUGUGUACUGGAUUACAACUUAAACAUUUCUGAUAACACCGACUGUUAUUUCAAGUCUCUAUUAACAGCUAAAUACGUAAUUUCUACUAACUUUAGUCUAGUGAGGCUUUGUUAAAACUGUCAAUUCAAAAUGGCCGAAGAAAUAAAGCCUACGGGACUAUUAAUUGUCAGAGUUAUGGCCCACUAGAGUAGGGGAAGGGUGUACAAAAUGACAUAGGGGUCUCAAAAAUCAAAUUUGUCUAUUAACAAAAAAUAUUUUAAUUCUACAAAAGUAACAAAAAAAUACAGGCAUCUUUACUCUAUUUUCUAAAAUAAAAAUCACUAAAAAAACUCAAAAAGAAAUUCUCAUUUUAAAGUAUUUAAUUACCUAAGUCGGUAAAAUGACAUACCUAUUAAAUAUUGCCAAAAAUUUCUGUAGAAAAUUAAUUAUCGCAACACAGUUCACAAAUAAACAUCUUAGUUUUUCUGUCGACUCCAGCACACUCAGCGUGUGCCCAUUUCGAGCAAGAACAACAUUGCAGCCAAAUUUCCUUGGCCUUUGACCUUUUAAAUUCUUCCACCCAGUAAAUGCAAGUACAAUCUUCGUCGUCUUCUAUUAAGAAUGGGUUGUUUUCCGAUUCAGAGUCAGUGUCAACAAAUACCUUUUUAGUUGCAGCUCAUUUUUUAUUUUCGCCUGUGGGUGUAGUUCUUGAUUUUGCUUCCUCCAAAAAUUUGGAGUAGAAUUUAGCACGGUAGUGCCCUGACGCUUUCUCGGCUUCCUCUUUCCCUGGCCUGAGAUAAAUGGUCCUACUGGAAUGGGGCUCAGAUCGGAGACAGUAACGGCAAGUAAACUUUUAUUUUGUUGAUCUGAUGUACUGGGGAUUACUUUUUGAAGAUUGGUUACGUCCUUUAAAUUGCCCAUCCCGCUUGAAGUUUGUAGAGAUAGUGCUGCGGAAGGUUCUUCAGCUAGAGUGUUUUUUAUAUUUAUAUUACCUUCAGAUUCUGGAAUAUUUGUUGUCUCUGCUGCUUGAAACAUGUAUUCUGGAAAUACAUCAGGAUUUAGUGGGCAUAUUCCGGUUUUAGAAAAGCCGUUUUGAAUAGUGGCAGCUUUUACAUAUGCUUCAGUAAGUAAGGCACCUAUUUGAAAUUGCGUUACAACUCUGCCUGGGUGUGCCUUAACCCAUUAACGCCUGGUUAAUUUUUGUUUGGCAGAGAAAUAUCAAAUGAUUAUUUUUUAGGUUUUUAGGAUACAAUACAAGGAUUGACAGCAAUUUUUUAGUUUUAUUGGUAAUACUGUAGCCGAAAUUAAAUGUGACCAUAUGGUAACACUAGGCGUUUUAACUACCUAGUUAUAACAAUUUGUAAAAAAAAAAAAGAAUUGUUCAGUGUCAUUUAUUUUAAAGUAAAAAACAAAAACUGUUAUUUUAGACUAAAAUCUACUUUCAUUGAAAAGCUACUUUGUAUGAAAUAAAGAAAAACAGUCAGUACAAUCACCCACGUCGCAUUUUUUGCACAUUGUUCUUCCCACUGCGGAACAGCCCUCUCCAGCACAACGUCGCCGUUUGUUUUGGGGAACUCGAAUAACCAAAUGAUCCCUUUUAUCAUACCGAAUAUCAUCCGAUACCUUGUUCAAGGAAACUGAGCUUGAAGAUGUGGAAACUUUACCAGGACCUUUUGGUGGAACUCCAAAAGAGUUCAAAUAAAAUUCGCUAUUUCCCUUCUAAACUCUAAUUGCGGAAGAGUUCCUCCAGAUUUCUUGUGGAAUUGCCGAGCAUUCUGCACACACGCAUCCAUUAGCCACGUAAAUAUACUCCACCACCACUUUUUACCCCUUAUACCAAUGCGGUAUCUCGAUAUAUUCUCGUCCAUAAGGUCAACGCCACCCAUAUAAGAAUUGUAAGUUCCAAUCACAAACGGCCGAGGCACUUGAACUACUUUUUUUUCGGCACUUGAAUAUCGGCGCACAGAUUCAAUUGGUUGUACCUACUCCAAAACAUGUUGACGCCAGAGUGACAACUCCAUUAUCAGCCCAGCGAACAUAUGAAAUCCCAUUUCCCUUAUCAAGGAUAGAUUCGGUAGUACCUCUCGGUUUUUUUUCAAAGGUCUUUUUUUUUGUAAGAGAGCAUCCCUUAGGUAAUCUAUUUUCAUGCACAGUUCCAGUACCUUGAUACCCUUUAUCUCGUAAAUAUUUAAGGAGCUUUACGCCUGUAAAUAAAUUAUCAAAAUAGAGUUUAUAUGGUUUGAAACCUUUUACUCUUUCUACUUCUUUUAGCAUUUGCACCAUGGGCGCUGAUGCUUUACCGAAUAAUAAUUCACACUCAUGGGAGCGGCGGGGGUUAUUUCCCUGAUACAUUUUACAGUUGAUGAGGUAACCGGAAGCCGUAUUCAUACACCACAUUUUAUAGCCGAAACGAACUGGCUUACCUUGAAUAAACUGCUUGCAGCUGUGUUUUCCGAAGUAUCGAAUCAUAGAUUCGUCGUAACAUAGAUGUUCUUCAGGCUCAAAAUAAGCUAAUAAGUUUUCCUUGAUCUUGUCCAUUAGUGGACGCAUUUUCCACACUUUAUCAGACAGCUCUGGUUUACAAUUAUCAGCGAAGUGAAUAAAACGCGGAAUUUUGCAAAAACCGGUCCCUGCACAUAGACAUGUAAACCAGUUCAUUUCUCAUGUCAUUAUUUGAGUCCCGGUAAAACCUUUUUCCUGGCAAAUCAAUAUACCCACUAAUAAUAAGAAUGCCAAUGUAGCAUUUCAUUUCUUCUACAGAUACUUUAGGGUCCGGACAGUUUUUGAAUAAGGCAUACCUGGACGUUUCCUCGAUCAUUAUAUGUAUGAUGUCAUCAUGGAUAAACAAUUCUAAUAAUUCCACGGGACUUAAAUGUUGAUAUGGCUUGAAGUCACAUGUUGGAAAAAUUUGGUGAUUUGGGUGCAAAUCUCCUUGGACCCAGUCAAAGUCCUCUACAUCAACAGUAAUUUGUGUUAUCGAAGGUGCUUUGUUUUGUGAUGGCGAAGGAGACCUAUGUUUUGGUGAAGCACGAAGUGAUCCAAGACUUCGCAACAAAUCAUCAGAACUGCACCCACCAACUCUGGUGUUGUCCAGAAGUUUUACUUCGGCUUGACCUCUAAGUUGUCUGCCAGAUAAAUUGUCAAUAAAUCCACUACCAUCUUCAUCCCCGGAGUCUACGUCUGUCAGAACGUCCGGAUCGGGUGGUUCAAUAAAUAUUUCGUCUAUAUUAUCACUAUAGGCAAUCUCUAGGGCAUCUUGAAGUGAGAAACCCCUCCUAUAACAAAAAAAAAACAAUUUACAAAAAAUUCGGUAGUGUAACCGCCUAGCGUUACCAUACGGUAACAGGCUGAUAUAUACAUCUGUAGCUAAUCUGGCAUAACUCAGAUUUCGACAAAAAAAUAACUAGUACAAUAUUUGAUAUGUCUUCUCACUGGCUAAUAAAGUUAGAAACGGUUUCAUAAAAAAACUCGAACAAUAUACUUACACAAAGUUUGGCUCCAUAGCACUUUUACGCAAUAGCAAAAACACCUAAAUAAAUUACACGCACACGUGUCUGGUACGAACGUCGUCUAGACCUGUUAUGAACUAAUCAACAAGUUGAACUAUUUUUAAGAGACUGACAGUGUCAUCUCUCCAACCGGCCUAAAAAUAGAGCCGCAGCAUCCUUUAUAGAAAGCGUAAAUAAUUAUGACCAUACGGUAACGCUAGGCGUUAAUGGGUUAAGCCACUUGGUUAAAGCUUGAUCGAAAUAGGUUUUUAAGGGACCGAAGAAUGAAACAUCAAGGGGCUGCAGUCGGUGGGUGCAGUGAGGAGGCAAGCAGAGCAGAACAAUACCAUGUUCUUUGGAGAAAAUCAGACCAUCAAGGUACUUAUGGCUGGAAUGGCCAUCAACAAUUAAAAGCACCUUUUCGUCUAAUGAGGCCUUCGUAAGCUUUUGAAAAUGUUUUAACCAUUGCAAAAAUACUGGUCCAGUCAUCCAACCAGACUCCUGAGCAAUGCCAAGAGUCCCUGGGGGAGCAUUAUCAGUAAGUUUGUUCUUCAUGUUUUUUCUGGGAAAUAUUGAGGCUGGUGGGAUAAAAUUACCAUUGGAACUCAUGCAGCAAAGAACGGUUACAUGGGAUCUCCUUUCGGCACUGGUUAUAGCACCUACUUGUUUACGACCUGUUGUUGCAAAUAUUUUUUGAGGCUUUUGCACAGUAGAGAGUGCUGAUUCAUCGUGGGUUGAUAUUUUCUUUUUUAAUUACCUUUUCUAGAAUCUCAAAAAAACGAGCAACUUGUGGUUUGUUGAAAGCCUGGGCUCUAGUAGCAGAUGUCGCCUCUGCCUUACGUAAUGCUAUAUCCGGAUUUCUUCUUCGGAAUCCUCGCAGCCAAUCUUUUCAUUUAUUGUUGAAAUAUAGUCAAGGCGUACUAGAUUAAAAGUUUAAAAUUUGACGAAAAAAUUUACGUAAUGAUGGUAUUUAGAAUGACACUUUUCGCUGUCAUUUCCGGUAGUACAGGAAAUAGAUAGUCUUCUUUAGUGUUAAUCUCGUGUGCCAUGACUAUUAUAGUGAAUGCCUCCUUGACUAUUAACUGUCUUAGUCAUUGCAUAUUAGAAACAAAUUAAACAUUUUACAAUGAAAAUGUGAAAAAUUAACAUUUUUGAAUGUCAAUUUAUUCAAUAUAUCAGAAUUCAAUUAAAAGGCAAAGUUCAAAAUUUGCUCUCAUUUCAGGUAUAACCGAAAGUAAGCAAUAGAACCUUCUCAAAUUGUUAUCUAGUGUGCCGUGACUGUUCUAGUGAAAAGCCUUUGCGACUAUUAGGAGAGAGGGGGGUAAAAUUAUCCCCCUAAGAAAAAAAUACUUUAACUCCAGUUUGAUAGAAUAGGCCUAUAAAAGAGUAAUUUCUCUUAAUAAAACCACACUUUUAAUAAAAAAAAAUUAUUUACUUUUCAAAAAUUUUACAAAAUCAUAGAAGUCGCAAAGGGAUCAUUUUCUUCAAAAAACUUCAAACUCCUUCUACAAAAAACUUAAAAAAAAAUACUCUGACAGUAUAAUAUCGAGAUAAACUGUAUUUAAAACCUAAGCUUUCUCUGAACUUUUGCUAGUGCUAAAGGAACAUCGGAGCGAUAUUCGCAAAUAAAUUCAUCCUCAUCUUCUUCCGCACACAAUUCGUGAGCCCAUUCUAAACACUUUUUGCAUUGAAUCCAACCAUCAACUGAUGUAAAAUAUUCUUCACAGCAGUAAAGACAAGUUGGAUUUGUCUCGUCUUCCGAAUCCGAAGAGUUGAAAAGGCUUUCUUUUAUUUUAUUUCCAUUUUUCGGCGUCUUCUGCUUUAGUGUCUUCUUGUCAUUUCUCUUUUUUGUUUUAAUUGUGUUUUCUUUUACUUCCUUUUUCUUGAUACUUUCUUCAAGCGCAGUUUUGUAUGGCGUGCUGGUCAAGACUGCACUUCCACAAGACUUUCUCUUUCUUGUGUUUCUCUUGCCUUGAAUUUUUGGAAAUGGUUGACAUUCUUGUAGUGUCACUGGAAAAGAUGAAUUUAUUUGUUUUGAGCUGGGCCCAGGCUCAGGAUUCAAGUACGGAUCGUAUCACUAGCAUCAUUAUGAGAAGCUAUAUUGGAUAUAUCUGUCAAUGGGUUACGUGGAUUGGAACCUGGUGCCACAUCUUCUACAGUUUCAUCAGUCUCACUAGGUAUUUGAUCGGUUACUUCAGCGGCCAAAAAGUCAACAUCUGAAAAAACCUCGAGUCAAAUGGAAAUAUGCCAGUUUUACGAAACCCGUUUAUCUCAUUUGAUGGUAUGCAAGCCUUUAAGUAGCCUUCGCAAAAUAUUUGACUUGUUUGAAACACCGUCACGGUUCUACCAGGAUGAUGGUUUAACCAUUUUUCCAAUGCUUGGUCUAAAUAAACACUAAGGGGACCCAUAACAGCAACGUCCAACGGCUGCAGCUUGUGAGUACAGUAUGGAGGUACAAAUUUUUCUCUGGCACUUAAAAUAACAUCGAGAUUUCUUGUGUCGCAAAUCACGAGUUGUGAGUCCAUAUAUCCUGCUUUCAAAAUCUAGCAUAUGAGUUACUAACUCUUGCUCUUGUUCCGGCGAAAAUACAGGGUGGCAGCUCCCAAGUGACUUUAUCUCUAGCUUUGCUACCUUAUUUUUGUCCAUUACACGCCGUUUAAGCGACAUUCUUGGUACGUUAAAGAUUCGGGCAGCGGUUUUCACAGGCAUUCCUUGCUUAAUUUCUGCUAUGGCAUUUUUCAUGUGCUCAGCAUCCCAAUUUUGCCUAUUGGUUAUUCGCUUAUAUGUUCGUGGCAUCCUGUAAGAAUACGACGUAAAAUGAGUUUGUAAAUAAAAAUUAGGAUUUACAACAAUUUGGUAAGAACUAGGGGGUAAAAUGAUCCCCUUUUUAAAACGGGAUCGUUUUGCCCCAAAGUGACAUGCAGUACCAUUUGUUAAAAGAAAAUUAAUUGACAUAUAUUAAUUAAACAAAAACCACAAAUCAACUCAGCAUCCCUUCCUCAACAAAACAACGUAAGAAGAAGAUGGAUCAGUCACAUUGUUAAAAAAAUAAAUAAAACAAAACAAAUACCUUACCUUAUAUUAUAAACGUAAAAAACACAAGUUCACGUAGCAAUUGUUGGAUUCGAACUGAAUCGCAAUUCCGAUUGUGGUCUAUUUAUAACCUCUUCGCCUAGAACAUUGUUGCCAAUAUUACGCUUAUUUUGCAUAAAAUGGGAACUUUUAAAUUGCGGGAUCAUUUCAACCCGCAGGGAUCAUUCUACCCCUCCCCCCUAUAGACUCUCAUAGUUGUGGCACACUACGGACAAUUUAAAUAUUUAAAAAAGUUGAAUAUUUGCUCUUCUCCAGUACAACCAAAAAAGUCACAGAAAACAAACAUUAUACAGAAAGCAUCCUCGACUAUUCACUGUCAUAAUCAUGUCACACUAGAGAAAAUUUAAAGACUUUAGAAAGGAAAUGUAAACUUUUAACAUAUUAGUGUCCUGCUAUUACAGAACUUAACAUUAAAUUAACAUGUAAAAAUUUAUGGUUUGCUCUUAUUGGUGGUGCAACCGGAAGUCACAAAAAACAAUCAAAUACAGACACCUACUCUAAUUUUAAUCAGGUGUGCCAUGACUAUUACAGGGAAAGCCUUGUUGACUAUUAACUGUCAUUGUCAUGGUACACUUUAGUAAAUUUAAACAGUUUAUAACGAAAAUGUUAACAUUUGACAUGACAUGGUAUUACAGAACUUCAACUUUUAAUUUAAAUAUGGAAGUUCAUAAUUUGCUCUCGUUUCUGAAACAUAACCGGAAGUCACAGUGUGCCGUGACCGUUCUAGUGAAUGCCUUCUCGACUAGGGAUGCAACGAUACUAGGAAAGUAUCGAUACUUUGUACUCACGAGUAUUUUUUGUUUAAGUAUUACUAUGCUUAAAAGUAUCGAUAUUCUUAGGUAUCGAUUACUUUUUCAAUAAUAAUUCAAUAAUUUUUGGUUAAUGUUUAUUACGUAUAAAAUGCAGGUAGUGUUCAGAUACAUAAUACAUAUAGCAUAUAGAGACUUUAUUGACGUAAAUAUAUCAAUAUAUCUUGAUAUUCAAUAUCUAUCUAUCUUGAUUUCAAAAUAAAUAAUAUUUUGGGAAAAAAACAAAUGAUAAACCUAAAUCCAAUCUUCUUCUGGAAUCGGCCCGAGGAAUAAGAGUUUCUCCAAACGUUUGCCUAAAAGUCUAUUUCUAGCUUGGGUUACUGUAGCACCGGCAUGAGAAAAUAGGCGUUCUGAUGGAACGCUAGUUGCUACAAGACAGAAAUAUUUCAUAGCAAUCUUAUAUAAUUUUGGGUAUAUGGUUUUCAUGUCCAUCCAAACUUUCAGUGCCUCACUUUUCAGUGAAGUAACUGAAUUAGCUAGAUAUAAUGACAACUCAUCGAUAGAGCUAAUUGACUGUGAAUCUUUUCUUUUCUGUUUAUCAAGAGUCAAGCUCUGAUGAAAACUCCAGAAAUCAUUGUAUUUCCUCUGUGGAAGGGUUUUCAAUGCCGUCAACGUCCGAUUCAUCAUUCACCAUACUUCUUAUCAUAGUUAAUGCACUGGCAAGAGCUAGUGGAUCUUGAAAGUGAAGAUUUUUAAACCUAGGAUCCAAGAUUGUUGUUAUUGCAAGUUUCUUUACCUGUUCAACAGUUGAGAAUCUUUUUUCCAUUUCUUUAAUGAUAAAAGAUUUUAUCUCUUGAGAUUCUCUCAUAUCUAAGUGGUUGCUAAGUAAUUAUGUGUUGUACAGUUAAUCGUUGGUAUGACUCUAGAUGCAGUAACAUAGAAUUUACCAGAUAAUUCACGUGUCAUAAACGGCUUGAGAACAAUUAUAAGCUCUUUAACAAGUAAUAAUUCCAUUGCAUCAAGCAUGGGUGGAGCUUCCCUUUUUCCAAACAAAACUUCGCUUACAAUUUGUGCCAGCUCUAUAAAUCUUUGUAACAUAAAAAAUGUGCUGUUCCAUCUAGUUUUGACAUCCAAAAUUAAAUUUUUUAGGUUUCCUUCAUUAACAUAGUUUUGUUUUUGGUGAUUUCGCAGCUGAUCACUAGCAUUUACAGAACUUUUAAACCAUUUAACAAUGUUUCGCACUUUACUUACUAUAUCUGAUACUUUAUUAUUGGCACCAUACCAUCUGUCACCACGGCCACCACUUUAUCCAAUGCUAUUACCCAUUUCUCUAAGCUACUUGUUAGUUUUUGACAAAUGUAUUCGGAUGUAUGUCUUUGAUCCAACUCUUGCACAGCAAUUAUGAGUGAAUGUUGAUUACAGUUUACAACAAAAUACCCUGUGAUUCCGAGAAAGCUUCUGGUUGUCAUCAUUUCACUCCAGAUAUCGCAUGUAAGUGAUAUGAAUGAAACUGACCUCAUUCUUUCUUUGUACACUGAAAACAUUACUUCAUGUUUAGAAUCAAUUUUAGCUUUAAUAUACUCUCUACUUGGAACCUUAUAUAAAGGCGCUAUAUUCUUCAUUAGCUUUUUAAAUCCCCUUCCUUCAAUGGCAUAAAAAGGUCUGUUGUCUGCACAUAUAAAGAACAUGAUUGCAUUUGUUAUUUCACUAUGGCGAGAACCUCCCUCUAAAAAAGAAGAAAUUUUGAAUAGUUAAAUAUCCACAGUCUGAUGUUAAAAAAACCUAUUACCACUAUAAGAAGAAACAGAUCGAAAAGAUUUUAAAAUCGGGUGUUCAGUUACGCUACUGCUAUCAGAAAAGCUUGAUAAUGGCCUUGGCCCACGGCAUAGCUCUGAACUUUCUUCGCUACUUGUGGAAGGUUUUGAAUUGCUAUAAAAGUCAUUGGUGUUAUUUUGUUCCUCAUUCUCGGCAGUACCGUUUAAAGGAACUUGAGAUAAUGUGCUUUCUUGGCAAUCAACACCUCUUCCUUUUGCAGAUUUUGUAUCUUUAAUAAUAUUGAUUCCAUGUACCUAAAAUUAAAUUUAUCUUAAAAUUUCUACACUAUAUUGUAAUCACUGUUUUCUUGAUAUAUUGGCGAAUGCAACCUCCAAUGCUUUUUUUAUGAAGUUGGUUAAAAACAGGGUCUAUUUCUGACAGUUUUUAGAUUUACAUUUGACCAAUAAAAACUCCAAAUAAUAUGAAAAAUCUUACCUUUAAAUAUUUAAGCAUAUUCGAUGUAUUUCCAGUUGUUUUUAUGACCUUCAAAAAUUGUUUGCAAGAUACAGACGAUGUAUUUACCUUGUUGAAAUACAUCCAACAUCCACUUUUUUGUUUAGACGCAGGCGGCAUGAUCCGCAAGAUCAUGGAUCAGGAUCAUUUCUGAAAACAUAAUUAUCUGUUUGUAAUUACUUAUUUACCCUACUUAUUUACUACAUUACAAUGAUUUAUUUAUUUUCCUAGUUUGUUAGAUGUACCUUUCUAUUUUUAUUCUUACCUUCUUCUAAAUCCUGCUAAAUUAUGCUAAAUACUACUUUAUCACAAAUCACUUUUAACACAACUUACAAGUAGGAAUUCCGCAUUCCGCUCGAAGUUGCGUUGCGUUUCUAAUUAUCGUGGGGUAAUCGAACGGCAACGUCCGGCAUGCGCGUGCAUAAUAAGAUCCUUUACGGUCCUACUGCACCAUACAAAUUUUUGAGUAAAAAUACCGAAAAAUUGUUCCUAAUUUUACAUAUUUUUUAAAUAUCCUAUUUGCUAAAACUAAAUUAGAUUUUGAGCCAUUAUGAAAAAGAAAAAGAAACUGCAAACUAGACAAGUUUAUCCCGAAUGACGUUACUGUCUACCACAUUUUUCGAAGCAUAUAACUGUGAACGUCUUCCGGUUCCCACCAGCAUUAUUUACAGACCUUUGUGCAAGAAAAAAAAGAUAUAAAAUAAAACGGUCCAUUUAUCUACUUCUUUUUUCAAUUCAAAUUACUCUGUUUACAAAAGAUGUUGCUUCUGUAGAAGUUAUUUUUAUUUAAGUAUCGGUACCUACUCGCUAGAUAAAUAGUAUCGAUAGAUAAAAGUAUCGAGUAUAAAAAGCACUCGAUAUUUUAAGAAUGUAUCCAUACUUCUAAAGUAUCAAUAGUAUCGUUGCAUCCCUAUUCUCGACUAUUAUAGACUGUCAUAGUCAUAACAUGCCACAGCAAAUUGAAAUAUUUUUGAAAAGUUGAAAAUCUGCUCUCAUCCGGCACAACCAGAGUCACAAAAAGUAGAGACUGUUCUUAAAUUCUAAUUCAGUAGAAGUGAAAGCCUCCUUGACGGAAAAUGUAAAGUGCCAUUUCCUAUUAAACAUAAUAUAAAAGUGCAUUUAAAAUUCCUGUAAUUUCCGGUUAAACCGGAAAUCAGCAGUAACAUCCAAACGUAGACUUUCCUCUAAUUUUGAUCUAGUGCCGUAACUUCCUGGACUAUUGACUAUCAUACUCACGAUAAACGGUGAGAGUUCAUAUAAAGUUUUUUGGAGUCAAAGACAAAAAAACCAAUUACAUACCGUUUUAACAUAGUCUGGGAUUAGAUUAUUAAGCCAGAGUGGCCAAAUUGAAUAUCGAAUUUUGUGCGUUAAAGUUAAACGUAACCCUGUGAAAAAAAGCCGCUAGUCUAUAAGUUGUUUUAAUGUGACAAAGAAAAUAGUUAAUAAAAGAAGCAUUAACAAAGAUAAUCUUAUAAAUUAAUAUUUAAACUUAAUAGGAUUUAAUACUUUACUUGUGAGAUAUAAUUAUAACAUUAAUUAAUGUAAUAAGUCGGUCGGCGCAGUGUGCACCAGCGGGCUGGUCUUAGCUGUACGCAUACGUGUUGAGUGAUUAAUAUUAUAAAUAUAUAAAUAUAUAUACAUAAUAUAUAUAUCAAAAGCGUGCCAUACAUAGAGACUUUUAUCUCCUGUCGCCUCAACUUUUCGUGUUCAUACGUCGUUCUUCGCGCAUAUUUUAUUCUCUUUUCCCCAUACUGAUCUUUUUAUCGAAAUCAUUUUAAUGUGUGUUAAUUAAUUAUUAUAAAGACUUUUUGCUUGCUGUGCGUGUAUUGGUAGGCGGGGUCAUUUCUUACUCUCUUACCAGAGGUUUCCACUAUCAAGCUAAAAAAGUGUAGUGCACUAUUUUCAAUAAAACGUUAAUUAAUUUGUCCAACUUAACCUGUAUCCCCGCCCACCUCUCAAAGGAUCGGUCUGAUUUUAAACAAACUAGUUAUAAAAAUAAACCCAAUUUGAAUUAUAUUCGUCAUAUUUUGGCGGAGUUUAUGAUCUAGAAACCCUGUUAGAAACUAAUUAUUAUCCCGUGCAAGUUUCGUUGAUUAAUUCGCCCGAAAUCCCUUUAUAGGUUGUUUUUUUUUUGUUGUUAUUUAUUAAGUAUGGCACUUGGUCGGCGAGACUUGCACCCAAUCUAUAUAUAGAGUUAAACAUAUUUAUAUAUUUGAUAUUUAAAUCAUUUUGAAAUUUUAUGAAAGAAACCAUUCUGUCCUUAGAGGUAUUUCUACAUGCCUUAUUAAUAUUUAAUAAUAAUAAGGCAUAAAAGUUAUCUCGGCAAUCCAUUUUGUUACAUAUUUGUAUUUAUCUCUCUAUUAAAACAAAUUGAAUUAACACCACCUAUACAUGCUGUACUUAUUAAUUUUUUAUUGUACAAAUUGUGUUAUACUAUAUUAUAUCGUUAAAAUUACAUUUUUCUCUUCGUCUGAGAGACGGCGUUUCAACCGUGGGCCCUGUACGAGUUAUUUAAAAACCACAUAAAAGUUUUAUUUUUAAAUAACACCACAGGGUCUGCUUCUAUGUAAAUAAGUGUACAAAAUAUGUGUUAAUCACUUAAUGUUUAUUCACUUUUAAAUAAUGAUAAUGAAUCUCUUGCACCAUUGUUUAAAUCUUGUUAGAAACGAUUUGAAAGCGAUUUCUCUGAGACGUUGAGUUUUAUUGAUGAGCGAAUGAUGAAUUAAAUCAAAUUUCUCCUGAUUUGGGGUCGGCUUUUGAUCGUCCAACACAAUAAUAAUCUUAAUUAGUGAAACAAGACCGAAAAACGUUUUGAUUUCUAGAUGAAUUCACCCUUUUAAAUUGGGAAGCUAGAGUUUUUGUGCAUUAAUGUGUCAGACGAUCAAGCAAACCCCAAAUAUUUUUUUUGUUGUACGAUUGAGUGUUAAAUUAUGUAUCUAAUCUUAUUCUGUAAAUUUUCUCUAUAAUAUAUUAUAUACAAAUUAAUACAAAA
This is a messenger RNA of Anthonomus grandis grandis, 18209 nucleotides long. RefSeq names its product serine/threonine-protein phosphatase 2B catalytic subunit 2-like. Gene Ontology annotation, cellular component: cytoplasm; calcineurin complex. Gene Ontology annotation, biological process: calcineurin-mediated signaling. NCBI's taxonomy places the organism in Eukaryota, Metazoa, Arthropoda, Insecta, Coleoptera, Curculionidae. The transcript is spliced from 15 exons. Gene Ontology annotation, molecular function: calmodulin binding; calmodulin-dependent protein phosphatase activity. Bases 154 to 1773 code for a protein of 539 amino acids. The record is from RefSeq and is a predicted model, not a curated record.